Pocillopora meandrina is the source of this 9927-nucleotide messenger RNA. NCBI's taxonomy places the organism in Eukaryota, Metazoa, Cnidaria, Anthozoa, Scleractinia, Pocilloporidae. The record is from the annotation of a GenBank genome assembly.
AUGAGAUUUGUACCCAACUGGAGACAGUUGGCAACGGAUCUUGAUGUCGACGUGAAUGUCAUUAAAAGACUUGGACAGUACAGUGACUACAGUCCUACCAUCCGAUUGUUUGAAUUUCUCGAGGUCACUCAACCGGAUUUAACGAUUAAACAACUAAAAGACGCGCUACUGGAGAUCAGGAGGAACGACUUGUUUAGUUUGCUUUCCACGAAAGGUAUGUAGCCUGUAUGUUAAACAGAGCAUCUUCAACGCGUACAAGAGUAGAAGGAUCUAUUCCGCACUGUAAAAUUAAAAGAGUUGAUUUGGCCCCAAAAAUGGGGCCAAAACGAGUGAGUCCAGUUUGGCACUUGCUUAGGGUCAAUUCGGCCCCAUUGAAAUGGGGCUGUUUUUGGCACCAAUUUUGGGGCUGAAUUGACUCCGUUGUAGGGGCCAAAUUGGACCAUGUGAAGGGUGAAUUUGAAAAAUACAGGGGCCACUUUGAAAUUUAUAGGGGCCAAAACAGCCCCCGAAAUUUCAGCCCUCUCACAAAUGGCCCCUUUAAAAAGAGCCAAUUCAGCUCCAAUGUGGGCCACUUCAGAAGUAGAGGGCUCUUUCCUCUCCAUGCUGAUUUUCCCCUUACAUUCAAAUAAUGAAAAUACACCACAUACUUUAUCUUUCAAACACUCAUUUAUUAGGUUCUAGAUAUUGUUUAUGUAAAAACCUUUUAUGCUACCUGAUUUUACAGUUAUUAAGAAUCUUAAUUGUGGUAUAAAACAGACAAACUUUGAAACAUCAUGUGAAAGAAUAUAACAUACAUACAUAUUUAACAUUAAUUCAACCAUUUUCUAAAAUAGAUCUCUUCCCUAAAUCAAUAUACUUCUUAACAGUGCAAGCAUUGCAAGAAAUUACACCCAAGAGACACUUGUGAGUAAAGCUUCCCUUUUCAAUGACUUAGCAAAUGUGGUAAUGUAAAGCAGCUUAUCAUUAAGACUGAUUUAAAGUACAGAAAAUUAUCAAAAUAAGACAGAGGCAACAAAUGGUCCAGUUCCUGCACAAGAAUAUAGAUCUUGUUUGAUUUGUGCAUAUGAAAAACAAAGAGCCUCAGAGCAGCAAAGAGUAUUCUUCCAGUGGGUGUGAGAAUACAUGCACUCAUAUUGCUACUUUAGAUAUUAUCAAAAUAUAAACUAUCAGCUAGUACUACCACAGGCAUUUGCCAAGUCAUUGAAAAUAGAGGAAACAGUGACAAGAGUCUGCCUGUGCCCAAUUUCAAGCAAUGCUUGCUCUAAAAAAAAAAAAAAAAAUUGCCUUUGACCGAUUGUAAGAAAAUAUAAAUGAGCCAAGUAACCCAAUGAGAGCAUCAAGAAUCUUUUCUUGUGAGAAGUGACAAAUUACACUUCCCUCUGUUACUAUAUUCAGGUGAUUGAUGUAUUGAAGAUCUCCAACAAUUAAAAUUUGUGCUGGACAUAAUCUCUGAUUGCUGAAUCAACAUCAGCUACUCUAUACAAUAAAAACAAGUUUUACAACCACAUUAAAAUCAAGCCAAAGUGCAAAAAGUGCCUGUAGCCAGAAAAAAAAAAAGAAUAUAUAUAUACACACUUAAGUUAAAGAAUUAAAGAGGACGCAUCAAUUCUCUGUGACUGAGUUUUGUGCCUAAGUGCUUGUCAGACAGAAAAGUUCUGUCUGACAUUUUGCAACUUUUUAGUUUAAGGCAAGAGAUUCAUCACCACAAAAUUGUCUCUCUUCACUGCAAACAGAAGAGGUGAAGCAAUAGAUUUUUAGACCAUACCAAUCCAUUCAGUUUCCAAGUCAACUUAGUCUAGUAUCCUGCUAACCAUACAAGGAUACUAUGCAAUAAUUUUUUUUUUGCAAUCCACUGUUGCUCAGAGUACUUUAGGCUGCUAAUGAGAUAUCCCUUCUGGGUAUCCAACUCUACUGAGGCAGAGAACUGUACAAAAAAACAAACAAAUGAGCAAAUUAAUUUGUUGUUGGAGAACAGUAAAUUUUUGCAACUACAAAGUUGCAAAAUAUUUGUAAGCAAACUGUGCAUAGGAAGUAAAAACACACUAAUGGUGAUCAUCAAUGAUGUAUUUUCACCAAACUGUAUAUGUACUUAUCAAGAAAAGAAAUCACCUCUCUAUGCACUUCAGUUUUAGUUCAGUAUUCAUGAAUAAAUAAGGAUUGCUUGUAGACUUAAAAAAAAAAACAAAGAAAAGUUUCUUACCCUCGAUGGUAGUUGGAAUUUUGAAAGCCAUUCAGGAGGAACCUGUAGGUAAAUAUUUGUUUUCAAAAAAAUUAAACUGUCUGAUAACAUCCUAUCAAUUCACUAAUUUUUAAUUUACCAGAUUUAAAAAUUGGGUUUACUUUGUUUUAUGCAUGGUGCAAGUAAAUACAUAUCUAAUAUAUUUCAAUAAAAAUAAAGCAAAUCUCGCCAUUUUUGUAGGUGCAAUCCCGAGAUAGAUUUGUCAUCUUUAACUGAUCAACUGGCACCUUGUGUGUUUUCCUUUAGGAUAUAAUCGAAAGAAAGUAAUCGAUAAUGUACUCUUCACCAUCCUGCUAAGUUUAAUAUACAAGAACUUACUUAGACAGUGCUCAGUUCUGUCGCCUUGUCCGUAAAACAGAGAUCCUUGGGCGAUUUACCCUUUUCUUUCGGUGCCAAUGUCACCUCUAAAUUUUCAUAAUCGCUGAUUUAUCUGAAUCAUCAAUCGACGUUUGAACCGUUAUCUUGAAUCAACAUAAUCGAAACGUUUGAACCGUCUUCCAGAAGCAGAUGAUAACUAUUAUAUACAAAUAAAACUAAAAAGAAAAUGAUUCUGCAAAAGGAAGUUAAGAAAUCCCUGAGUGAAGACAAAAUAUAAAUCAAAAAUUACAAUCAAAUAUUUAAGUGGAUUUAAAAUGCUGAAAGAAGACAUAGAUGCAAACAAAGACAUAAAUAAAAUAUCAGUUCAUCUUUUCAAGAAAAAGAUUAAGAAUUUAGAGUGGGAGAUCCUAAAAUCAGAGAAUCUUGAAAUAAGUUAAAUCCAUCUUGUGCAAAUGCAGUAUUCGAACUGUAACCGUCUCUAUCUCUCACCGCCAAAAUUUGAUCACGUGACUUUAGUUGCGAAACCGCUGAGACUCAACAAGACUCGGUAGAAGAGGCGAACCAUUCAUGCGUCAAAUUCUCUGGUGGGAAAAUUAAUUAUCGUACCGACGAAGAACUCGUGUCAUCUCUAGGUUCAGCGUUCAUUGCAAUCAAUUUCUUGAGCUUUAGACGAUCUUUUAUAAUAGGGAUGUAGUGCCUUGGUACGUCUGCAUCUUGGGCGAUGGCAAGGAGAUCUUGGCCAUCGCAACCAUCUUUUUCUGCAAGAUAAGAUACGAACAAAGAUCAAUGGAGCGGUCAAGUUUGUGAAUGUAAAGUUGCAGUAAAAUACGUUGUUAAGAAAUUUCUUUUGCCUACCUUUCCUUUCUUAAGUCUCAUUCCAUGCGACUGUAGCCAAGAAACAGCCUCUUCAGUGACGAAUUCGCUGCUAUAAUUCAUUAUUGUUUCCGACGCACGUGGUCUAGGUUCGACUAAUGCCAUCACAGGCAGCUCACACUCACGUCUCGAGAAAAAGCCAACGAUUAAUUCGUUGUGUGACUCGGUGUUCAGUUACGAGAGGAACACUUUAUAACGAAUAGUAUAGGGAACGAAAUAUGGUCGAAAAAAGAAAAUUAAUUUUAUAUUUUCUUUUUUUUUUUCAAAAAUUGCACCUCGUUGGGGCCAAAUUGGUCAAUCCUACUUGGCGCUUGGAAGGGCCAAAUUGAGAAAAAGUUCCAAAGUAGAAUUCAUAGGGGCCAAUUCAGAUUUUGGAGGGGUCGAAAUGGUACCUGUCCCGCCCGUUUUGGCUCAAAUAGUCCAAAACGAACCUUGAUGGGCCAAACUGGCCCUCGAGAAAUUGGGGCCAAUUUGGCUCUUUUCAUUUUACAGUGCGGUUUAAAAUUGUUUAUUACAUUUACUAAUUGCAGCAUUUGAAGAAACUCCUUUCAUUAUCAGAUGAUAGCACUAAACUAUAUGGCCACAAAAGCUUUUAAGUGACUCGUUAGCUCUUCUGAAAACAAUUGGUAAGAGAAUAAUAGUUUUGUCUCCCUCACGCGAAAGUAUCUCCAAAAUUUGCUUUUAUAGUUUGCAGCUUGGUUGCUUCCAAAACUAUCUAAACGCCUGUAACUUCUUCGAGUAACAUACCUUUGCAUUGAGGGAUUAUUAAACUGUGAGAUUGAGGUUUUCUUCUAAGUUUCAACCAUUUAGUUUGAAAAGGUUCUUGAAUUUUCCUCGGAUGGGACCGGGUUUGAUCACCGGCAUUACGGUUCUGCCGUCACGAUCAAAGUGACGACAAAUAAUGUGAAAUAGGCGUAAUGCUAAAAAACGAAAUAGUACCAAAACAUGUAACGUAUAUUCCUCUCUCUUAGCUGGGUGCAUUGACUCUGAAAAAGUAAAAGACAUAAUCACGUCACGAAAUAUUCAAGCUCCUUCACUAACAGCUGACCUUUUGGAUGAAAUUGCAUUGGCCCUAGACGUCACCUCUCUGGUAUUGUCAAGCUGGUCCAACUUGGCAAUAAAACUGGGAGUGCCGAGAAAAACUUGUUGGGAGUUUGAACGACGUUCAACAGAUAAUCCAACCCGCAAUCUAUUGCGGUAUUUAGUUAUUACUUGUCCAGAAAUGAAAUUAAAAACUCUGAAGGAUGCCCUGGAUUCCAUCAAAAGGAAGGAUGUACUAAAAAUUCUACAAGAACAGAAUCAAGGAGGUACUUACCGUAAACAUUAAUUUAUCCCAGACAGAGUAAGUUAUGAUCUUUUAGGCUCUAGGAAAUAACCAGCAAAACCUUGGUAACGGUGAAGACUGUCUAGCGUAGCCUUAGGCUUAACCCUCUUAAAGCAUGGACUUUCCUUUGGAUUUCUCUCUGAAAUAUGAAUUGCUACAUAAAUGCAGAUGUAAGUCUUUCCGAUAAGGGAUCAAGCAGUAUUUCCAUGGUUUUCCUAUCAACAACUAGAAAAAUUAUCAGAUAUAACUUGCCUCUUAAUUGUAAUCAAGAUUUUAUUUUGAAACGUAAAUGCCAAGAUCUUAAAAGGUCUUGGCAUUUGCGAAUCGAUGAACUGAAAGAUAACUGAAAUAACAGUGUAAGGUUUUCGAUUUGCCGAUAUUUGUUCCUUUGUAGAUGAUGUAUUUCUGAAGGACGUAAUAGCACAAAAACCGGAACUUGUAGAAACAAUGGCAGAAAACCUUAACCGCGAAGAAGUACCAGGCGUCAAAAACUGGAUCCAUCUCGCCGAUGAUGUGCGUCAGGAAUUGGGUGCGACAGAAAAAAAGCGGAAAAGUCCCACCAAGGAAGUUAUUCAAUGGGUGGCCGUUAACUUACCGGAGAAAACAUUAAGUAACGUCGCAAAUGCUUUGGACAGGAUCCAGCGUAACGAUGCUAUUCAGAUUAUAUCAAUGCAAUUUCCAGACACAGUUGGUAAGUGAUCACUUUGAAAAUGGUUCGUUUUACAAAUAAUGAUAAUCAUUAUAAUAGUAAUUUAGCAGUUGACAUUCCACUCGAUGGCUCUUCCUGUCCAUUAUUUCCUGGUCGAAUUGUAAUUUGGAAUGUUAGUUUUUGUGGAGGGACCCAGAGAAAAAUCCUCAGAGCAAGGACGACAACCAACAAAAAUUUAAUCCCGAAGAUAUGACGCCAGAUCUGGGAUUCUGGGAAACCGGGCCAGAUCCAGGCCACAGCAGUGGGAGCCAAGUGCUAUCACCACUGCGCGAUCCCCGCUCCACUGUUAAUUACACAAAUAAACUAUUAAUUCAAUAGGUCCAAAAACUACUUGCAAUUGCUACUUAUGCCAGUCUACACCACGAUCUUUUGCUUCUUGAAGCGUGAAGAGCUGCUGAGUGCGAUAAGUAUCCUUUUAAUCGUACUUACCAUUAAUGUGCACCCUAAUCGUAGUUUCUGUUUAUCGUUUUUUUCAGAAUCAACUUUGGAGCGACUUCGUUGUUCACCACAAGACAGUUUCAGAAUGCCUGAUCCCACAGGUCAGAAUUUAUCCACCAGCGACAAUUGGAAGGAGAAGAUUUCUCUUCCAAAGGAAGGUAAGAAGAAAACAUUGAUUUUACUGAGUAGGGUGUACGAUCCCAUGAAGUAACACUGAAAUGUCCCAUUGAAAUUGAUAAAGAAAGCAUAAUAUUUAGGAUGAAUAUUGCAGUGUUAGCCAUUGCUUGUAGAGAGAUUUUUCUAAUAGUUGUUAAAAAAAAAAAAAGAAUUACCUGAGCUCUACCGUGCACUAGGCCACAGCUGACUUUGGGCGAGAAAUGCUGUGAAUAAGAGGAUUGAUUUGCUGUACAUCUGGAGCCGUAUAGAUCAGGUUAGAUAGAAAAAAUAUUAUUUUACCUAAGUAUUCCAGUCUUUUAAAACUGUUCUACGUUUAAUUAGUUGCAGACGUUAGGGAACAUUCAGGUCACUGUGGAACAUUACCCGAUCAAAUAGAUUUAGUGGGCCGCAAUGAAACCUGCGAAAGGAUCAUAACUGCCUUGUCUUCGAACAAGGCGGUUGAAAUUGUAGCGCCACCUGGAUAUGGGAAAACCUCUGUGGUAAUAGAAGUCGCCCAUCGGUUGAUCAACAGGGGAAAGCUCAUUGCCUAUGUUAAUUCAAGAGGUGUCACUUGUGUAGAAGACUUGGCAAGCGAUAUCAUCGAAGCUUUAGGUUUCGUUCCCAGCGAAGAUACUAUCACUGAGGCAAUUCGUCGCAUACGUGCCUUAAAAACAAAGUCAAGGGUGCUUCUUAUCGAAAACAUUGACAACUUACUUCACCUCGAGGCUCAAGUUCGCAAGGAUGAAUACCUGCAAGAACUGAACUCCAAAAAUUACUGCACCAAAAUGCGCGGGAAAUUUACAAAGGAUGAAUUCUUGUCAUUUCUAAAAGACAUAGGAAAAUGCCCAACCAUUCAUCUUGUUUUAACAUCUAGAGAAUUCUAUGAUUUCAGUGUGUCUUUCCCUAUUAAGCUGAUUGAUUUAGAGCCUCUGAAAGACAAUGAUUCAGCUACUUUGUUCAAAAAGUGUGACGACAGACUAGACGAAGGCUCGAUCAAUGAGCUGGUCAGAGUCUGUGGCGGCAUUCCUCUUAUUAUCUGUACUGUUCGCUCAAUUCUUAGAAGAGAAAAUCCAGAGAGGUUCACCCAAAGACUUACUUCAUGUUCACCUCAAACUCUUCUUAAAUUACUGAGCCCUGACUUUCAAGCGAGUGAGGAUCGCAUCGAUAGGUGUCUACAGAUCUGUUUUGAUCGCUUUAGUGAAGAGAAUCAGAAGAUAUUUGUAAUGUUCUCAACAUUUCCGAAAGGAUUUACGGAAGAACAAUUUGACGCGUGCUUCAAGUCUUCAAUUGGAGGUGAUCUGCAGACGUUUCCAAUUUGCUUGAAACAAAGCAGCCUCCUAAACUUUGACAGAAAUAACUGUCUUUACUCUCUUCAUCCUUUUAUAAGAGACUUUUUUUCAUCAAUGCCCGAACACAAAGAAGCCAAAUCAGUCUUCUUACGUCACUACAGUAAUUUGAUUGUUUCCCUUUGCAAAACAUUUUUGAGUGCGGAUAAGAAGUCUGCAAUUAAUCGCUACAGAUCUGAAAAGGACAACAUUCGAGAGGCUAUGGCUUGGUGUGGAGAUCAUCCUGAGCUUGACCAAACCGUGAGGGAGCACUGUGUUGCUGCUUUCAACGAUGCCGCCGUAUUUCUCGCAAAGAUGAUGCGAAAACAAGAGUUUGUCUCCAUCUUUUGCAAGUUUGCGUAUCGAUGUCAACGUGACAGGCAUCUAUUAAGCGCUUGCUUGACAAACAUCGGAGUCAAAAUAGUUUUAAGCUGCACAUGCAGACCGUACAUUUGCCCUAGAGCGUUGUAUCAAGCGAAGAGAUUUUUGGCACGUGCUAAGCAAAUCCAUUCAGAGCUUACAAACGUGAAUGAAGCUAUUCGUGCCCACUGCUUGAGUAAGCUUGGAUUCUGUUGUGUUCGAGAGGGACGCUUUGGCGAAGGAUAUGACUAUCUUAACGAGGCCAUAGCGUUAAGAACAAAGAGAGAAAAAAAAUCAGAUGAGACCAAGGACAAAGUCAUGUUAGGAGCGUGUUAUAAUGAUAUCGCAGGUUGGGAAAAAAAGAUACUUUUCUUACUCUCUUCAAAUUUUAUUGUCAUGAAAGGACACUCUCCAGUGAGGAUGCACCACAAUCAGUCAUGUUGGCCUCAUCACAUAUCUCAGUUCUACGCAAGUUAGGUCGGGAUCCCAAAAAAAAAUCCGACAAUGUUGAACCCCUAUUGAAUUUUUCUUCUCAUUCACUUGUGUUUCGUUUCAGCUUCUCAAAUGGUGCAAAGGAAACACAUGUGUGCUAUCCAAACAAGACUCUGCUAUGUGCUUCCUCUAUACGAACAAAAUCUCGGGGAGCAUCCUUUCACGGCAACAACACUCGACUGGAUUGGCAACAGUUACCACGCCUUAGGUGACUACGACAAUGCUGUUAAAUAUAUCGGUAAAUCAGUUGAAAUGCGAAAGCAACUGCUGGGGCACCAUCAGGAAACUGCUAAGUCUAUUCGUGAUUUGGGAGUGGCUUUGAGCGCGAAAGAAGAUUACCCAAGGUGAUAUAAGUAGUAACUAUGCUAUUUAUGCCCAGAUAUCCUAUUAGUCAUUCCCAUAAUCAAUGAUUAUUCUCAGACCUGCUGCCAUCCUUGGGAAAUGGCUUUGUACAAUGCCUACCAUUGAAUGACUGAGAUGCCAACCAAGGCAUAUCGCUAUCUAUAAUUCACACUUUUCAGACGAAGGAUGCCAUUCUCCUCCAUUAGGAUUUGCGUUUUAGAUGGACUGCAGCUCUGCGGAAUACUUAUAUCAAUCUGUUCCCUUACGUCUUUAUCAAUAGCUUUUCCACGAAGCAGACUAAUAUUUAAUGAUGCUCUCUCUUGUAGUGCCCUAAGAUAUCUUAAAGAGGCCAUUGAUUUGCAAGAAGAAGUAUCAGACACACAUCUACAACUAAUUCACACUCACCAAGACAUGGCAAUUGCCCUGCGUGGUCUCGGAAGAAACGGCGAGGCCGAGGACGAAAUGACACGUGCUGCGGAGUGCGCAAAAAAGUUGGAAAAGGAAGAAAAAGAAGAAGAAAAAGACUGGAUGGAUUUCUCAUGAACAGAAAUAAGAUUUUGAAAAGAGGAUCUUCCACACUGUAAGGAAGCAAAACAAUCUAUCGAUUGAUCGAUGGGCUCUCAUGAACACUUAAGCAACGCAGUGACUCAGUCGCUAAGUCUGUCCUUUCUUGGACCUCCAUACGUGUGUAUCAAUCAGUCGAAACUUAGGAAGAACCCCUGUUAGAUUUUUGUUAGGAUGAGUGGAUGUAAUCAGCCAAUUUCAAGUUUUUUUUUUUCAAAAAGGAAGAUCUUUAAUGUUACAUCCUAUUCUACAUCCUGUUAUCGAGCAGAGGUUAAUCUUCAAUAGUAUUGGCAAGUUGACAUUGCCCAAUUCAUACCCGUUCUUAACAUGAAAAACCAAAAACCCAAGGGAAACUAACCAAGAUUAAAGAUCAAAGAUUAUCUUUCUUUUAUCCUCGUUAGUUGAAUAGAGCGAUCAGCUAAAAAUAGUAAAAAGCGCUGAGGAAACAUUUUUAUCGCAUUUUGCUAGAAGAAAUUGUCAAAUAAAUGAUAAAAAUGUGGCCACGAAGAAGCGCUUGGCAGAGGCGAAGUUACGGGUAAAUUGUCCAACAGGUUGUUUUUUUUUUUUGCAUUCAAAGUUUACACAUUGAGAAAGGAUCCCUUACCUCAAGUAGCCAUUAUCCUCAUCAAUAUCAUCAUCAUCAUUAUCAUCAUCAUAGAUAUAAGUUGAUAACAAAUUUCAACGUUAGAAUGUUAUUUAAAUAUACAAAACUCUGAGCUAAAAAUAUGUUCGUUAAAUUUAGUUUACGUUGUUUCAUGUCAUUAUCAAGUGUAAAGGGAAAACGACA